Messenger RNA from Sus scrofa (pig), 3018 nucleotides. It is a transcript of the gene CCDC102A, whose product is annotated as coiled-coil domain containing 102A. Gene Ontology annotation, cellular component: myosin complex. NCBI's taxonomy places the organism in Eukaryota, Metazoa, Chordata, Mammalia, Artiodactyla, Suidae. The record is from RefSeq and is a predicted model, not a curated record.
CUCCUUUCCCUCCCCUCCCCCCGGGAGGGAGGAGGAGACUCCGCGGCCCUCCCUCGGCCCUCCCGGCGGCGGCCGCCGCAGUAAGCCCCGUACCCGCUCCGCCCAGCCGCGGCGGGUCGGACGUCCGGAGCCCGCGGGUCCCCGGCCGAGGUCUGAGGAGCCAUCCCCCACCGUGUGGCCAGGACAGCAGCGGGUAGCAGUGGCCAUCAUGCAUUCUUCACGCCGCCCCUGAGUCCGGGAGUCCCAGCCCAGGGCCCGCAAGCCCGGCCCCACGGCAGCACCAUGAGCCACGGGCCGAGCCCACGGCUGGCUGAGUCUCCGCAGCUGUCCAAGGGCAGCCUGCUGACCAUCCUGGGUAGCCCGUCGCCUGAGCGCAUGGGGCCAGCCGACUCGCUGCCCCCCACGCCGCCCAGCGGCACGCCAUCGCCCGGGCCGCCGCCGUCGCUGCCGCUGCCACCGGCGCCCACGCUGCUGGCGGACGGGGACUGGGAGAGCCGCGAGGAGCUGCGGCUGCGGGAGCUGGAGGAGGCGCGCGCGCGGGCGGCGCAGAUGGAGAAGACCAUGCGCUGGUGGUCAGACUGCACCGCUAAUUGGCGCGAGAAAUGGAGCAAGGUGCGCGCCGAGCGCAACCGCGCGCGCGAGGAGGUGCGCCAGCUGCGCCAGCGCCUCGACGCGCUCACCAAGGAGCUGGCGGGCGCGAGGCGCGAGCGCCAGGAGGCGCAGGGCGAGUGCGAGGCGCGGGGCCGCGAGCUGGCGCGGCUGCGGGGCGCUGGGGGACCCACGGACAGGACGCCCGAAGGUCCUGAGACCGAGCCAGAGAGGGAGCAGGAACCAGUGCGCGACGUCGGGUCUGAGAGACCCCAGGGCAGCCAGGAGCUGGAGCUGGUGGAGAGCCUGCUGAAGAGCAGACCAGAGGAGCCCGAGGGCUGCUGGGAGGCACGCAGCGUCGGGGCGGGGGCCCCACGGAGCAGCUCAGGCCGCCAGGAGCGCAGCCGGCUGCCCUGGGAGGAUGCCGCCACCCUCGAAGAGGACACCUCCAAGUUGACAGCCCUGCGGCUACGGCUGGAUGAGUCCCAGAAGGUGCUGCUCAAGGAGCGAGAGGAUAAAAUGGCCCUGAGCAGGAACAUCGAGAAGCUGGAGGGGGAGCUCAGCCAGUGGAAGAUCAAGUAUGAAGAGCUGAGCAAGACCAAGCAGGAGAUGCUCAAGCAACGCCCAUCCCCCAGAGCCAGUGGACCUCCCGGUAACCGGCCGUGCUGUGUCGCGCAGCUCAGCAUCCUGAAGGAGGCCCACCAGGACGAGCUGGGCCGCAUGUCCGAAGACCUGGAGGACGAGCUGGGAGCACGCUCCAGCAUGGACAGGAAGAUGGCCGAGCUGAGGGGCGAGAUGGAGCGGCUGCAGGCAGAGAACGCAGCCGAGUGGGGUCGCCGUGAGCGGCUGGAGACGGAGAAGCUGGGCCUGGAGCGGGAGAACAAGAAGCUGCGGGCGCAGCUCGGGGACCUGGAGGAGGCACUGGCCCGGCGACGGCGGCAGACAGCCAGUGCCCUAGACUGCGACCUGAGGGCCAGCCAAGCCGCGCUCUUUGAGAAGAACAAGGAGCUGGCAGACCUGAAGCAUGUGCACGGCAAGCUGAAGAAGCAGUUCCAGGAGAAGGUGGCGGAGCUGGCACAUGCCAACCGGCGGGUGGAGCAGCACGAGGCAGAGGUGAAGAAGCUGCGGCUGCGGGUGGAGGAGCUGAAGAAAGAGCUGGCCCAGGCUGAGGAUGAGUUGGAUGAGGCCCACAACCAGGCACGGAAGCUGCAGCGGUCGCUGGACGAGCAGACGGAGCAGAGCGAGAACCUGCAGGUGCAGCUGGAGCAUGUGCAGUCCAGGCUCCGCAGGCAGCAGCAGAGCGCCCCUCUCUUUGGGAAGAUCCGCAGUGCUCGCUUUGGUGCCGAGGAGGCGGGGGACGGAGCCAGCGACCUGGACGAGGAUGAAGACCUGCAGAUCCAGGUGGCCUAGACUCCCAGGGCUGGGCAGGACCGGCCCGGUGCCCAGGCCCCCAAGUGCCCAGGCGGACCGGCCACUGGAACUGAUGCAGCUGCCUGUGCUCACUCUGGGAGCAGAGCCCGGUCUGCCAUGGACGCCUCCCUUCUCCCCACGGUGGGCCUCUGUGACCCCACCUGACCUGCAGCCCAUGGAAGGGAAGCCAUGGCCGUGUUUUAUAUAUAAUAUAUAUAUGUGCUGACGGUCCCUGGACCCAUUUGGUUUUAUAAACACAGAAUCGCUCUCAGCCCAGUCUAGGCGCCCCGCUCACCCAGGACCUUCAUGUCAGAGAAGAGCUGCUGGGGCCUCUGGCCAGGCUGCCUCUCUGGGCCUGGGGGUCGGACUAGGCUGGGGCUGUUCAUAGCACAAUGUGAGAAACCCAGUCUUUUGUAAUAAAUGGAGUUCGGGUUCUCAGGGCAGAGUCCUAAGCGUGUGGCAGAUGUGGGCGCCUGAUGUGGGCGACAGACAGGAUCAGCCUGUGCCUGUCACCGAACCUGAGCUCAGGAGUAUUGACAUGAAGUCCCUUGCGUGACGAAUGAAUGUGAGAAAGUGAACGCACACCUGAAGGGCCGCGUGGCCUGGAAUCCAGCCCCUGUGAGGGGCAGGAGAAGGGACGGUGUGCGUCUAAUCUGGAGGAGACUUCAGCUUGGGCACCAGAUAGAUUCACAUCUCUUCUCUCUCUUACUGGCUGUGCAACCUUGGGGAGGUGACUUGCCCUCUCUGAGCCUUGAUUUUGCCAUCUGUAAAUUGGACAUCUCAUAGAGCCGUGCUAAGAAUUAGACGAGUUCCUUGGGAGCUCAGUAAAGGUUAGUUAUUAUGAAGUAUUCCAAGGUAUGCCCUGGAGAGGAGGGAUUUGCCAGCUGGCUUCUGCUGUGAGGGAUGAAGAUCAGACAGCUGACUGGUGGGAGUUUGCCCAGAGGUAGGUAACAACACAGCAAAUAAUAAAUCCUGUUGUCAUUCCCGUAGCUCUGCUCUACGUAGUGAAAUCAUAGAUAA